AUGGUGCGGAUCGUCAGCGCGCUGGGGCUGGUCAUGUUCAGCGUGGCGCUGCUCAUCCUCUCACUCAUCAGCUACGUUUCCAUCAAAAAGGACUUCCUGCUCAGCACCCCCAGAUACGGACCUAAUGGAGGAUCCAGGAUGUCGAUGUUUCACGCCGGGUUUCGCUCCCAGCUGGCAAUGAAGUAUCUGGAUCCAGCUUUCACUCCUCUGACCAACGCUCUCAGUGAGGACCUGCAGAACUCUUCUAAAUGGAGCUACAACAGCACUGCUUUUAUACAGCUGAAAAAGGAGAUCUCUCAAUACAUCGACAUCCCCCACAACUUCACACUGACACGAGGCUCAGUCCGAAUAGGACAGCUGAUGCACUACGACUACUCCAGCCACAAGUAUGUUUUUUCAAUUGGCGAGAACUUCCGCUCACUCCUCCCUGAGGCAUCCCCAAUCCUCAACAAGCACUACAAUGUCUGUGCCGUGGUCGGCAACAGUGGCAUCCUCACCGGCUCGCGCUGUGGCGCCCAGAUUGAGAAGUUUGACUUUGUCUUCCGCUGCAACUUUGCACCGACCGAGAUCUUUAAGAAGGAUGUUGGGCGGCGGACCAACAUGACAACCUUUAACCCCAGUAUCCUGGAGAAAUACUACAACAAUUUACUGACUGUGCAAGACAGGAACAACUUCUUCCUGAGCCUGAAAAAGCUGGACGGCGCCAUCCUGUGGAUCCCAGCAUUUUUCUUCCACACGUCAGCAACAGUGACGAGGACACUGGUGGACUUCUUCGUGGAACAUCAAGGUCAGCUGAAGGUCCAGUUGGCAUGGCCCGGAAACAUCAUGCAGUAUAUCAACAACUACUGGAAAACCAAGCAGCUGUCGCCGAAGCGCCUGAGCACUGGCAUACUGAUGUACACGCUGGCAUCCUCCAUGUGCAACCAGAUACACCUGUACGGCUUCUGGCCCUUCGGCUGGGACCCCAACACGGGUAAGGAGCUGCCGUACCACUACUACGACAAGAAGGGCACCAAGUUCACCACUAAAUGGCAGGAGUCCCAUCAGCUGCCCGCUGAGUUCAAACUCCUCUACAAGAUGCAUAAAGAGGGACUCCUGAAGCUCACCCUCUCCCACUGCGCUUAG
Micropterus dolomieu (smallmouth bass) is the source of this 1125-nucleotide messenger RNA. It is a transcript of the gene st8sia3, whose product is annotated as ST8 alpha-N-acetyl-neuraminide alpha-2,8-sialyltransferase 3. The transcript has 4 exons. NCBI's taxonomy places the organism in Eukaryota, Metazoa, Chordata, Actinopteri, Centrarchiformes, Centrarchidae. Gene Ontology annotation, molecular function: alpha-N-acetylneuraminate alpha-2,8-sialyltransferase activity. The record is from RefSeq and is a predicted model, not a curated record. Gene Ontology annotation, biological process: N-glycan processing; oligosaccharide metabolic process. Bases 1 to 1125 code for a protein of 374 amino acids.